Molecule: messenger RNA, 2068 nt
Organism: Hordeum vulgare subsp. vulgare (domesticated barley)
Lineage: Eukaryota; Viridiplantae; Streptophyta; Magnoliopsida; Poales; Poaceae
Exons: 3
Coding region: 67-1446 (459 amino acids)
Source: RefSeq, a predicted model, not a curated record
AGCACGCAGCACGCAGCACAGCCCACACUCUGGCUGGCAGUCCUUCCUUCCUCCCCCUGUCUGUCUAUGGAAAGGACGCAGGGCUUCUUCGCGGCGCUCAAGCAGGAGGUGGCGCGCGGGCUGUCGCCGGCGAGGGCGCGCCGGAGGUCCGCAGAGGCGGCCGACCUCGACGCCGCGCUCAGGUUCUCCGGCCCGGGGGCCGGCGGCGAGAUGCUGGCGCCGCUCAUGGAGGGGCCCGAUCCGGAGUCCGGCGACGGCGACGCCCGCGGCGCCGGCGGCGCCAGGAGGGAGGGCUGGGGCCGCUGGGUGCGCGGCCAGCUCGCGCGGACGCCGUCCUCGGUCGCCGCCGCCGCGGCCGGCGCCGGCGCCGCCCGCAACGACCUCCGCCUGCUCCUCGGCGUCAUGGGCGCGCCGCUCGCGCCCGUGCAUGUCUGCGCCGCCGAGCCGCUCCCCCACCUCAGCAUUAAGGACACCCCCAUCGAGACCUCGUCGGCGCAGUACAUUCUGCAGCAGUACCUGGCGGCCUCUGGUGGGCACAAGCUCCUCGCCUCCGUGCGAAACUCCUACGCCAUGGGCAAGGUGCGCAUGGUGGCCACUGAGUUUGAGAACGCGGGCCGCCUGGUCAAGAAUCGUAAUGCGGCUCGCUGCGCCGAGCCAGGCCGCUUCGUGCUCUGGCAGAUGGCUCCUGAGAAGUGGUACAUCGAGUUGGCUGUCGGUGGGAGCAAGGUGCAUGCUGGCUGCAAUGGCAAGCUUGUGUGGCGCCAUACCCCGUGGCUCGGCUCCCAUGCCGCCAAAGGCCCUGUUCGCCCCCUUCGCCGUGCCCUUCAGGGCUUGGAUCCACUGACUGCAGCAAGCAUGUUUGCCGGUGCACGGUGCAUUGGGGAGAGGAAGGUGAACGGGGAGGAUUGCUUCAUCCUGAAGCUGUGCACUGACCCUGAGACCCUCAAGGCACGGACAGAGGGCCUCGCCGAGAUCAUCAGGCAUGUCAUGUUCGGGUACUUCAGCCAGAGGACCGGCCUUCUUGUCCACAUCGAGGACUCGCAUCUCACGCGGAUUCAGUCAACAACCGGUGGGGAUGCGGUCUACUGGGAGACCACCAUCAACUCAUUCAUCGAGGACUACCGGCCGGUGGAUGGCAUCAUGAUUGCGCACUCUGGGCGCUCGGCGGUGACCCUGUUCCGUUUCGGCGAGGUGGCCAUGAGCCACACCAAGACUCGGAUGGAGGAGGCAUGGAGCAUCGAGGAGGUGGCGUUCAAUGUCCCUGGUCUGUCCAUGGAUUGUUUCAUCCCACCCACCGACAUCAAGUCUGGAUCUGUUAGUGAAACCGUGGAGCUCCCUCAUGGCGAGAAGAACAAGUUUGGUCCUCCCCAUGGCCAUCGCGCCAAAGUUGCCGCGCUGGAGAAGACGGAUGGCGACGAGCUAGCAUGGAGGGGAACUCGUACCUGAAAACCGCAAUUCGUUUUCAGCCCAAUUCAUACUUGCUUCUUUUCAUUGCAACUGACUGAUGAUGAGUAGUGUAGGAGAGAAACAGGUCGAGGGAGGAUUUCGCUUUUGGAAAUUCGAAAUGACCUCUGUGUACAGGAAGGAAGCAGCAUGAGGCAUUCACAAGGUCCUGACCUGAAUAUCCUUGAGGGAGGCCUCCUGUGAUGAAGAAUGGUUUCUAAUCUCUUCAAGUGGGAGCCCGUAGUAGGUAACCUUGUUUGCUAUUUCAGGCUUCUUUGUCAGUAUCAUGUGGUGCGUUCGUUCCCCGUUCCAGCUACCUGAGAAAGGCCAUCUUGGUGGCGCUGUUUGUUUACCUUUAGAAACAAACACUAAUUGGUCACUGGCAUCAAUCAAGGGAAGAAGGACCGAUUCCAACUGGAUGUUCAGCUUGGUAUACGCUUGGUGAAGCCAACCCUGUCAGACAAGUGUAACCUCUGUAACUGCCGUUGAUUUUCCUGAACCUUCCUUGGCAUCUCUCUCGUUUUUCCUGAGAUGAAGGUUGUUGUUGUAGUACUACUGCUCGUUAACAGAAGCUUUGCUUGUUUCCUUGUAAUCCAAAACAUCUAAUGAGUGAAGUGUCUUGUGA